ACACACGGAUCGUAAAUCAUCACCACCACCGUAUCGUUGGCAAAUCCGGCGCCGGCGUCUAAUCUUGAGACCGGAAUAGAAGUUCAAGGGAUGCGAUCCUCCGUGGCGAGGUGGCGGUGGGGAUUGUCAUCCAAUGUGGCGGCGGAAUCAGGAGCGAGAGCUUCUCGCCGUUAAAUGGCCGGCUUGCAAUUGCAAAUGACUUGGCAGCACAAUUUGUUGAUAAGGAAACGCAAGAAUGGUCCUCCUGUAGGGUUCAAGAAUCUCCAUAACACCUGCUACCUCAACUCCGUCCUCCAGUGUUUAACCUACACUCCUCCCCUCGCCAAUUUCUGCCUCCAACUCAAACACACAGCCUUUUGUGAAUCGGCUGGGCAGCAGGAAAAGAACAGUGGUUGUGCUUUUUGUUUACUAGAGAAGAGAAUUGUGCGAUCACUGAGUAUUGACCUAACCCUAGAUACGCCUGGCAAGAUCAUUGGUGGAUUGAAAAUUUUUGCUGAGCAUUUUCGCUUUGGAAGGCAAGAGGACGCACAUGAGUUCCUGCGAUACGUCAUUGAUGCGUGUCAUACCAAGUGUCUAGGUCUGAAGAAGUUGCAGCAGCAGGGGCAGAGGCUUCUCACCAAUGGAAGAGGUAACAGUUAUGGUGGCAGUACGGUAGUUAAGGAAAUAUUUGGGGGUGCUUUGCAGAGUCAGGUGGAGUGUCUUGCUUGUGGAAAUGAAUCCAAUAAGAUUGAUGAGAUUAUGGAUAUAAGUAUUGAUGUGUUCAACAGUAGUUCUCUUAAAGAUGCUUUGCAGAAAUUUUUUCAACCAGAGAUUCUGGACGGAAAUAACAAGUACAAGUGUGAUAAUUGUAGAAAGUUGGUAGUUGCAAGGAAGCAAAUGUCAAUGCUUCAAGCACCUAAUAUUCUUGUAAUUCAACUAAAGAGGUUUGAGGGAAUAUUUGGUGGAAAGAUAGACAAACCCAUUGCUCUUGAGGAAGUGUUGAUGCUUUCAAGCUUCAUGUGCAAAUCAAGCCAGGAUCCCCAUCCAGAGUAUAAAUUAUUUGCUACCAUUGUUCAUUCUGGCCUUUCCCCCGAUUCUGGACACUAUUAUGCUUACAUCAAGGAUGCAAUUGGCCGUUGGUAUUGCUGCAACGAUUCUCAUGUAUCACUUUCAACCCUUCAGGAAGUUCUCUCUGAAAAAGUCUAUAUUCUUUUCUUUUCUCGUACUAAGCAGAAGCCAGUAAUACCUAACAAAACUUUGGCUACCAAUGGGAAAAGGGCAUAUGAUUGCAAUGGGGGUGACAUGCCCAAAAUUCAGAAGUCUGGUCAUAUUGUAAAAUCUACAAACUUGCAACAAUCUGUAAAGGUUGACUCUGUGGCGCCACCCAGAGUUGACAAAUUGCUUUCUAGUCCGAAAAGGAAAUUAGGUCCCUCUGGAAAUUCAUGUACCAGAAAGUUCUAUGCAACUCUGAAUAUGAAAAUUGUUGACAAUAAAGAAAACAAUGUAAAUAAUGGAGACGUAAAAUCUUCGAACUUUAAGAAGACGGGUGAGAAAAAGAUGCCAUUGUUAGAGGAUAAGAAUGGUUUUAGUCAAAAUAGACCUGUCAGUGCUGUUAGCAGAGAGGAAAGUCGAUCAUCUCUUGUAGUAAAGGGAAAUGGUGAGACCCUGAAAAGCAAUACCGACUUUGUUGCAAAUGGGUGCAAGAGCAACGGUGCAAGAAAGGAAUUGGCAACUGGAAAAAUGCCUGGCUAUCAGGAGAUGCAUAAUGGUAGUGCUAACAGCCACCCUGAUUAUCAGGAAAGUCAAUCAUCUCUUGUAGUAGAGACCCAGAAGAGAAGUACUGACUUUGUUGCAAAUGGGUGUAAGAGCAAUGGUGCAAGAAAUGAAAUAGCAACUGGAAAAGGGUCCGACUAUCAGGAGAUGCAUAAUGGUAGUGCUAUCAGUCACCCUGAUAAGGCAAGCUACAAGAGGAAACUCCAUGAAGAGCAGCAGUCUUGCAGUCUGUUUGCUGAGGAUUUCCAGUCACAAGCAAAAGAUGGAAAACUAAAAAAAUUUCUUCAGAGAGAAGCUUCGUCCUUUCUGCGAACUUGUGGUUGGUCAGAUGAGGUUCAUAGUUUCAUGCUUGCAAAGAAGAAGUGUGCUCGAGUUGCAAGCAGUGGUGCUUCACCUGGUAAUGAACUUAAGAGGAUGCUGAUAGCUGAUGCCAAGUCGACCUUCAUUUCCCGAAUUCCCGAGUCUAUAAAAUCAGAGCUUAUCAAACAUCUGAAAGUAUUUAGCCAAGAUACCACACAUGUUGAUCCAUGAAGCCAAGGCUCCAUAAUUUUCGCUAAUGGGAGGUGUGGCAUUUACAAGAUGAGUUUGUAAUGUAAGUUUAGGAGACAAAUACCAUAUGGGAACACGAAGAUUAUAAUUGUCAUCUUUUUGGCUGACGCACGAUCUGGGUGAAGAUCAGAAGACGGAUUUUGAAAUUUGCAGAGCAAGUUCUUCUGUGAGACAGGUUCGGGCCUAAUCGGAACAGACCUCAGAUAUAUUCUUUCUGUACAAUAUAUACACCCUUUUUGACACUAGUAUAAUUCACAAAUUUUCUACCAAAAUCAAACGGUUUCAAUAUAUGGCUAUAUAAAGUACUACAAGUUAUUAAUCUACUUUUCAUUGCUUUUUUGGAGUAUAUAAUGUUUAUAUGCUGUAAAUACUUGCAUACGAUUCACAUAUUUGGUGAGGUUUGAACCCUUGAUCUAGAAGGUCAGACUACACUGGUAACUCGGGUACUGCUGAUCAAUGACCAAAGGGUUAUUACUUUUCA
Molecule: messenger RNA, 2782 nt
Organism: Cynara cardunculus var. scolymus (artichoke)
Lineage: Eukaryota; Viridiplantae; Streptophyta; Magnoliopsida; Asterales; Asteraceae
Product: ubiquitin carboxyl-terminal hydrolase 25-like
Exons: 9
Coding region: 175-2283 (702 amino acids)
Biological process (GO): protein deubiquitination
Cellular component (GO): cytosol; nucleus
Molecular function (GO): cysteine-type endopeptidase activity; cysteine-type deubiquitinase activity
Source: RefSeq, a predicted model, not a curated record